Messenger RNA from Amphibalanus amphitrite, 2974 nucleotides. RefSeq names its product phosphatidylinositol-3-phosphatase SAC1-like (gene Sac1). Gene Ontology annotation, cellular component: endoplasmic reticulum. The coding region runs from base 164 to 1957 and encodes 597 amino acids. The record is from RefSeq and is a predicted model, not a curated record. Gene Ontology annotation, biological process: phosphatidylinositol dephosphorylation. NCBI's taxonomy places the organism in Eukaryota, Metazoa, Arthropoda, Thecostraca, Balanomorpha, Balanidae. Gene Ontology annotation, molecular function: phosphatidylinositol-4-phosphate phosphatase activity. The transcript is spliced from 12 exons.
GGGCAGAUACCCAGUAAUAGCAUAUAGCCUUGUAAUAGUUGCAAUCUUGUCAUUGUCAUAAAACUCAAAACGUUCUGUUGCUCUUUUCUGGACUCUUUUGUCUUUCUGAUAGCCAGCAGUUGUGUCCGACCAAGAUUGAGGCGCUGAUCAUUUAUUCACUGGCAUGGCAUUAAAGGCUGAAGCUGAGUUUAUUUAUGAAGAUUUUAUUCUACAUACAGCGCCAGAAAAGUUUUACGUAGAACCACUUCAAGCUCCAAAUGAAGUACUUGUCAUCGACAGAGCUUCUAAAGACAUCACCCUCCAAAGGGGCGCGGCGGUGCCGGCGAUCGCCAGCCGGCAGCGGGUCUGCGCCCUGCUGGGCACCGUGCGCCUCCUCUCCGGCCACUACCUGGUCAUCAUCACGCGCAAAGUGCGCGUCGGAGAGAUCAACCGCUGCACCGUCUGGCGGGUCGAGCACACGGAAAUCAUCCCGUUCUCGCGGACCGCGGCCCAGCUCACCGAGGAGCAGGUGCGACUGAACAGCCAGUACGUCGGCAUGCUGGAGAACGUGCUGCGCCAGCCGCACUUUUACUUCUCCCACACGUACGACCUGACGCAGACUGUGCAGCGGCUGCACAACACGACGCCCGAGUUUCUGCAGAUUCCGCUGCACGAGCGGGCCGACCAGCGGUUCGUGUGGAACGCUCACCUGCUGCGCGACCUGUCGGCGCGCCCCGGCCUCGGCCGCUUCUGCCUGCCGCUCGUGCACGGGUUCGUCUCGAUCAAGCAGUGCAGUCUGAACGGGUGUCCGUUCACCUGGUCUCUGAUCUCGCGGCGGAACUGCUACCGCGCCGGCACCAGGCUGUUUAUGCGCGGCAUUGACGCUUCCGGUCACGUGGCCAACAUGGUGGAGACGGAGCAGAUCGUCGAGUACCAGGGCGACCGCAUGUCGUUUGUCCAGACGCGGGGCUCGAUCCCGCUCUUCUGGUCGCAGUACCCGAACCUGCGCUACAAGCCGACGCCGGCCCUCUCGCAGCGCGACAACCACCAGGAGGCGUGCGCCAAACACUUUGACGCCCAGCUCUUCCACUACGGCAGACAGGUGGUCAUCAACCUGAUCGACCAGAAGGGCGUGGAGAAGCGGCUGGGCGACACGCUGUCCGAACUGGUGCGGCAGCUGGCCACCCCCAGCGUCCGAUACGAGGCGUUCGACUUCCACCACGAGUGCCGAAAGAUGCGCUGGGACCGACUCUCCAUCCUGAUGGACCGCAUCGCUGAGGAGCAGCAGGAGAUGGGCUACUUCCUGCUGACCCGGGACGGCGUGCUGGCGCGCGUGCAGGACGGCGUGUUCCGCACCAACUGCAUCGACUGCCUGGACAGAACCAACGUGGUGCAGAGCAUGAUCGCGCACCGGCAGCUUCAGCACGGCCUCCAGCGGCUGGCGAUUCUGCGCGAAGACCAGCGGUUAGAGGACCACUCGGGUUUCGAGUUUCUCUACAAGAACGUGUGGGCCGACAACGCCGACCUGGUGUCUAUCCAGUACUCGGGCACGCCGGCGCUCAAGACUGACUUUACGCGCACCGGUCAGCGCACCAAGCUGGGCCUGGUGCGCGACGGCUACAACUCGCUCUGUCGAUACGUCAAAAACAACUUCAUGGACGGCCUGCGCCAGGACUCGAUCGACCUGUUCCUGGGCAACUACCAGGUGGACGAGGAGGAGGGGCGCACGCGCCGCUCGCCACUGGCCGCCGGCGCCGACUACCGACUGGCCGUCCUGCUCACCAUCCUGCUCGGCAGCGUCUUCAUGUUCCUCACCACGGUGCUGGUGCCGGCCGCCUACACGGCCGAGACGCUGCUCUACAUGCUGUUCUGGGGGCUGAUGGCGUACGGCACCUCGGCCGUGAUUCUGGUGUACGGCGCCGAGUUCGUGCAGAACCCUCGGCUCUGCCCGCGCCGGCCGCGCGCCAAGACCGCCUAGACACCGGACCGGCCGGCCGGACCGGCCGCCUAGACACCGCCUAGACACCGCCUAGACACCGGCCGACCGGCCGGACGGCACAUCCGUAGCUCAUCUCCGCGACUCGGGCGCGCGCAGACCGGACUCCCGCGGGCAGACUGGCCGGCCUGUCCGCCAAUCGACCGUCGGCCGGCCGACCAGGGGGUAGCAUUGGCACUGCUCUGAAUCGCCAGGGGGGUCUGCAGUUAGAAUUGUUGGAAUUACUAUGAUGAUGCGCGGUUUGAAGCACUGUUGGACCUUGGUCACGGUGAAACGUGCCAGACUAUGAUGUUUCCAGUGUCGCUAGGAUUUCUUGUCGGAUAUUUCCGUUCAAGGCUUGUUCCCGGCAGUCUGUUGGCGUUCUGUUGGGGGCUGCAGACGACUGCCGGCUGCAGACCAGUGAUGCCCAGUCGCUGUGUCGGCGGCGGCACACAUGACCAUAUGCGGGUGCACGCCGGCAAUGCACACGCGGCGGUGAACGGGAAAAAGCCGUGUCGCCGCUGCUUCACUGACCGUCGGUCUCGGCGCCGACGCCGCGGACCACGACAAUCGCCGGCGCUGGGGGCGCGCCGUCGGCGGCAGCUCUCGGCUCGGGGCCCCCCAUCCGAGACUGGCCCGCGCCCCGGGCUGCGGCGGCGGGGUCGCCGUGCCGACCGACCGCAUAGUUUCUUUCCGUCAACAGGUUUCGCAGUUUAGGUGCCUUGUAUGUCGCGUGCGUGUUUAAGGGUGGCCAACUUGGACCGGCCAGGGUAGCGCGUGACCGGUCAGGGUGCGACAGGGGACGGGGGUGUGACAGGGGAACGGUCCAGAGAAUCACUCCUGCCAACCGCCCAGCACACUGUGCAUUGUGCAAUGUAUGGGGGACUGGACGUGUGUUGUCGGGAAUUUACCCCUUUGAUUAUGUGAUCUUGCAUUCGGUUUACCACGAGCACUGUUAUAUCUGUUUGUAGGUGCCUAUGCGCCCUCAGAGUACCUAUAAUAUAUAUCAAUUUUAUUGUG